CAGCAUUAAUUCAAUGGAGAGUUUCCAAGAUCUUGCUUAUAAUGGCGGGACAACCCAGCAGCUGCCACCGCAGUUCAUCCGUCCAAGCCACGAACGCCCUGAAAACACCAAAGCCAUCGAAGGCGUCACCGUGCCCGUCGUGUCUUUAUCUCAGCCGCACGAACUUCUCGUCGAUCAGGUUUCCAAAGCGUGCAUGGAAUGGGGGUUUGUAAUGGUUACGAACCACGGGAUCUCUGCGACCUUGAUCCAACGGCUGAAGGAGGUGGGAGAAGGAUUCUUCGCUCUCCCGCUCAAGGCAAAACAAGCUUACGCCAAUGAUGCUGCGAACGGCAAAUUUGAAGGGUAUGGGACGAAGAUGAUUAAGAACCCAGAUGAGAAGACGGAGUGGCUUGACUACUUCUUCCACCUGGCUGCACCGCCGGCCAAGGUCAACCCUCAAAUCUGGCCCAAACAUCCUCCUUCCUACAGAGAAGUGACAGAAGAAUACAACAAAGAGAUUCUGAAGCUGACAGACAAGAUACUAGAAUUGCUGUCGGAAGGAUUGGGGCUGGAACCGAACACGUUGAAAUCGAGCUUAGGAGGAGAAGAUAUCGAAGCCGAGAUGAAAAUCAACCACUACCCACCUUGUCCACAACCAGAGCUGGCUCUUGGAGUCGAACCUCACACAGAUAUGUGCGCCCUCACCCUUUUGGUCCCCAAUGGCGUCGCUGGGCUUCAGGUUUGGAAAGAUGGGAACUGGGUUGCUGUUGAUUGCCUCCCUGGAGCCAUUUUGGUUCAUGUUGGGGAUCAAAUUGAGGUUCUGAGCAAUGGCAAGUACACAGGAGUGCUUCACAGGACUUUGGUGAACAAGGAGCGCACUCGAAUGUCGUGGGCUGUGUUCAUUGCACCUCCACAUGACAAAGUGAUUGGGCCUCUUCCUCAGCUCGUGGAUGGUGAUCAGAACCCACCAAAAUAUUCUACCAAGACUUUUGCCGACUAUCGAUACCGCAAGAUUAAUAAACUUCCACAGUAAAAGUUGUGAUGGUUUUACCUUCUUCUUUUUUGUCUUCGGUCUUGCUGUCAACUUCUGGAAUGGAGAGUUUUUUUUGUCUUUUGAAAGCGCCUUCUUGUAUCAGAGUGGUCUCCCAUAGUUAUUUCAUCAAUAAUUCCAUUAUAAUAAUAGUCAUUCUGAAUGAUUGUGUGGAACAUAAUCAAAUCAACAAUAUUUUUCUAGUCGACAACUUACUAUGUCUACUUAAUUACUGUUUGACUAUACCAAGUAUCUAGUAUGCAAGAAAAAGGAAGUGACAACACUCUCUAGUAAUUGAAUAGAUGGCCAAUCAUCCAGUUACUAUUUUAGUAAGUGUAAUUGAGGCAAUGGUCAUGCAUUUAAGCGCUCAGCCCUAGAAUCCUUUAAUGGGUUUUAACCCCAUACAAGUGAAAUCAAUAAGUUUAUGGUCA
Molecule: messenger RNA, 1440 nt
Organism: Linum trigynum
Lineage: Eukaryota; Viridiplantae; Streptophyta; Magnoliopsida; Malpighiales; Linaceae
Source: the annotation of a GenBank genome assembly